AAUAAGUUCAUGCUGCCACUCAUGGGAGGUAACCAAAUGUUAUCCUUUCCAUAGUACACGGUUUCUUCCUGUAUAGUUCAAUAGUUAAAACACGCCGUCACUAGUCGUUACUCGUUUUGGGAUGCCUAGUGUAUAGAUAGCGCCCGAUACCUUGUACUUUUGAAAGGGAAACAUUUGGUGAUCAGCACUGCCAACACCCCCACCCCUAACCCAUUCAUUAAUCGUUACUAUUCCAUUCGUUCUUAAUCGUAUUCUUAAUUCUUAGUCCCUGGUUAUCGUUUAUGACUGGAAAUAGGUGAGUGUUUUUUGUGAAUUGUUAAUUUAUAAUGGUUGUGAUAAUGCCAAUAGGCAAAUUAAAAGUCAUUUUGUAUUCGAUAUUAAGUAUUUGCAAUUCGUCUUAGUGUUAUAAUACAGUAGUGUAUUGCUUUUGUUGUUGGUGAAAUAUUUUUGUAUAAAACACCUUUUUCACAGUUUGCCAAUAUUUUUAUUAAUACGCAUAUAUAUGACCAUAAGGUUAGGUUAAAGACACCAGUAUAUAACUAGAUGCAUAGAUUAAAUAUAUUAUAAUUUAUAAUUUAAUCUACGACUUAAGCAAAACAUUCUACAAUUUUAAAAAUAAAGUUAUAAUCCUAAGAUUAUUUUAUUCUCUAUCUAAUAUGCUAAUGAUGCAUUAUUAAAUUAUACUUUUUGUAUUUUUUUUUAAUAAUGUCUUAUACCUAUCUAUUUGAAAAAAAAUCUACCUUUCAACCUUUGUACCUAUGUCACAAAAAAUGUUAUCAGUUUGAUGUUUGAUUUGUCCAUAGACUUAUAAACUACAUAGUAUACUAGUUAAAUUAAUAUUCAUACAUCAGGUGAUCCAUUUAAGUGGGUAAACUCAUUAUCUCGGAAAGUUUUAACUUUUUUUUGGAAUUUGUUUUCUAGAAUAUUUAAGAAACAAGCAGCUCUACAAUUUUAUAUUUAUGUUAUUUUUUGUCACUCAUUUUUGUAGGUAAAACCAUACCUACUUUUGAUUUUCAAAUCCCAUAAAUAGUUGACAAGAUAUUCCACUUUUAAGUUUGUAUUGGAAGAGAAUAAUGGAGUACCAUUUGUGUAGCAGUGUGGCACAUUAAUAAUGCACCACUACUAUCCUCAAACCCAAACUUAAAAGUGGAAUAUCUUGUCAACGGCUUGAUAGAAACUAAAAAUGUCAAUAUUAUAAAUUUUUUUAACUGAUAUUCCAUCUGUUUAUGAAAUUUUUAAUAUAGGUUGCUAUUUGAAAAUCAAAUGUAGAUUGUGGUUUUACCCCCAAAAUUAAAGGUAACAAAAAAUAACAUAAAUAUAAAAUUACAGAGUUGCUUGUUUCUCAAGUGUUUUAGAAAACAAAUUCCGAAAAAAGUGAAUACUUUCUGAAAUACUGUGUGUACCCACUUAAAUGAAUCACCUGGUAUACCAUGGUGUUAAAAGAUCUUUUAAGAUCGUGUGUAUACACUAGUAUAGUAUAACAAAAUAUUGUUAAGCUAUAACAUCUAUAAAAAAUAUUUUUAUCAAGUGGCAUUCUUUCUUUUUCUUAUAAUUUUAUUUAUUUAUAUUAGUUGCAAAAAGUAAUUGCCCAUUAUUAUAAAAUAAUCUAUAUUAUUAAAAAGGUAUUGAGUAAAGGACAUACUUCGCAUGAUGGGCUGGCCACUGUUGUAGGUGAGUAGUUUGCAAGGUUGAGAGGAAAUUUAAUGUAUAUCUAUACCCAACAAUUAACUAUUGCUUACAAAAACAAUUUUGAGUAGGGUUCGGUUAAUAGUAUUGCUUAAUCAAAAAUAUAAGUAUAUGUCAUGGUAAAAUAAUUACUUAUGGGGUCUGGUGAGGGGUGUGUGAAUCAGUAGAAAUGUGAUCAUACCUUGUUAUUUUGUUAUGCUAGUGGCAUUUAUAGCAGAAAUUGAAAUACAUACUUAUUAUAAUAUCUUCAUUCUUAAAAUAUUUCCCAUCCAAACUGUUUUCCUUUCUCUUAACCUUUAUCUACGGUUCAUUUUUCCUAUAACUGCCCACUCUAUAAGAUGAUGCACCUUGCCAACAAGGAUUCGUCAUUUAAUUUAUAUGUUGUCCUAAUGUAUUUUUUUUCAUUUUUAUUAUUAUUGUAUUGCAUAUAUGACUUGUCUUCUCACUUUAUUUAUAUUUUUGUGUACACAAAUUGCUACUGUACUUUGGGCUGCUUCCUAUAUUGAAAAUAAUAUAAAUUAUGUAAAUUUACAUUUACACCAUACAUAGAGAUAUAUAUUUGAAUUUUUUUAUUAAUUCUAUCCAACACAUUUUAAUGAAAUCAUGAAAUAAUAUCUAUAGUAAUUGUUUACUAUUAAAUAUACAUAGUCCUCUAUAUUUAAUCAAUGGUGUGGUUUUAUACUAUCAGACUUAUCAGAUUUUUACUGCAGGUAGCAUAUCAAUCACAGUCAAUUAACCAUAAUUUGUCCAAGUACCAAAUACUUAACCAGUGCUCCUAUUACACUUUUAAGUCUUCAACAAUCUCAGUUACCCUGUAAUACUUACACUACUGUAAGUAGUCAAAACAAUUCUUAAUUUUUACAAUUAUUUAUUUUUAUUUAGUUGACUUAAGAUGGGAAUGAGUAAAAGAACAGCACUGCUUUAUGGAGCAAUUGUAACAUUUGGUCUUGGAACAUUAUAUUUGGGGUAAUGUAUUAUAUUAAUAUUUAAACUUGCAAUAAUUAUAUACCUAUGUAAAUAUUUUUAUUUUACAGACUAACUAUGAAAAGUUCUCGACCACCUAAAGAUCCAAAUAGUUGGGAUAUUAUAAUAUUUACUCAAACUUGGCCACAAACAUUAUGUUAUGAAUGGAAAGGUAAAAAUCCUAACCAUACAUGUAACUUUCCAAAGCAAAAGGAUUUGUGGACUGUUCAUGGUUUAUGGUUUGUAAUACAAGAGAUACUUAAAAAAAAAAAUAAUAUAUAUAUUUUUUAAAUGACAUAUAGUUUUAAACUGUAUUUGGAAAACAAGCCUGUUGUAAAUUAAUACAUAUUACAUACAUUUAAAUAAUAAUAAUCAAUCAAAUAAAAAAAUAAAACAAAAAAUAUUUAUUACACAUAUUAUAAUUUUAAGUGAAAAAAACAAAAUAAACACAGAUAAUCAUUGGAUAUAGAUUAUUGUUAUAAUUAAAAAUUGUAUAUUUUUUAAAACAAAUACUCAUAUAAGCUAAUUUAAAAAUUUUAUUACUAAAAAAAAAGAAAAAAAAUUAUAUGUAAAAUCUUCAUGUAUCUAAUAAUCUUUAAUGUUGAAGCUAAUUUGUUCAAUAAAAAAAAAUUAACUAAUUUUUAAAUUUACUUACAGAUUCAUUUUUAUUUUUAAAUACGUAUUUAUGUACAACGAGGCAUUUUUCCUAAUAUUUAUUACUGAGGCUUUUAUUUUGUUAAUUCAUUAACACCUGUUUAUUUAUUAAUUUUUUUAGGCCUACGAAACUAGGAACAAUAGGUCCUAUGUUUUGUAAUAAAUCUAUCCCAUUUGAUCCUAAGUCUCUGUAUGGUAUUGAAAAAAAAUUACAUGAAUAUUGGAUUGAUAUUGAAUUAAAUAAUAAUGAAACUGAAGAAAAUAUUUCAAAUAACAGCAUUUCUCAUAAAAAAGAAAGUAUUUGGUUUCACGAAUGGGAAAAACAUGGUACCUGUGCCAUAACUCUUCCAGCAUUAAACUCCGAGUUUAAGUAUUUCUAUCAAGGAAUUGAAUGGUCUGAAAAGUAUAAUAUGAAAGACACAUUAGAAAAAGGUGGUAUAAAAGUGAACGAUACUACAUCUUUUGUAACUGAUUAUUGGAAAGCUUUAAAAACAGUUUUAAAAACAAAUGCCUGGAUUGAAUGUGUAUUUAAAAGUGUAAGUUGAACAUUUAUAGUUUUAAAAUAUAUAUAUUUAUUUACUAAAUAAAAAAACAAACAAAUGUGCAUACUUUGCACAAUGGGGGGGGGGACCAUUAGUUUGGUGGUAGUAGGUGAAAAGUUAGGAAGAUAGAGGGGAAAUUUAAUGUUUUUUUGUAUGCAAUUAUUAAUUAUUUAUAACGAAAAAAAUAUUCUAAGCGGAGUUUGGUUUGGUUAUAUAUGUUUUGAAAGAAAGGCUUACAAUUUUUCCCUUUUUUUUUCCUAUAUAUUAUGAAAAAUCAAAAAAUGAUUGCAAAGUAUCACCCCAGUCAAAUUUACUUUCAGAAAAGGUGCUAUACUUUUAAACUUGAGCAAAAUUUCUGAUAAAAAAAGUUAUUUACAAAAAAAAAAAAUUAAUGUUAAACCAGUCUAAAAUAACAAUAUAAUUUAUACCUCUAUGAUUUAGAAAUGUAUUUCAAUAUAAAUUAUUUCUUAUAGGAUACAAAGCAACAAAUGUUAUUUGAAAUAAGAAUAUGUUUUGACAAGUCCUUAAAAAUGAUUAACUGUAAUGGUAUUAUGUUUGAAGAUGAAGCAAAAACAUCAAAACAUCAUUCAUUAACCAAUUGUGACCUGAAGAAACCUAUUUUGUAUUUAGAUAAUGUUCCGAUACAGAAUUCUUCUUUCAACUCUAGUUCUAUUGAUGAUAAGUAAAUUUAAAUUUAUAUUAAUUUAUAUUUUGCUUUUGUUCUCUUGUCCACUGUGUCUUGUAUUAAAUAAUCCAUUGCUAAAUAACAUGAGUGUAAUGAGUAUAAUGCCACUAAUUGCAUGGAAAAAAUAGAAAUAAUAAAACAUUUCAAAUGUACCUAAAAUGUUUUCCAGGCACUCAGAGGUGCAGUUCAGGUCAAAACGAAAAGUUGUUGAUCACUCAAUUGAGUGGACAACUAAAAGUUCUCGUUAUAUAAACAGAUCCAAUUCAUUUCAACCUCAUAGAAACACUACACAUUUUAAUAAUAAUUUAAAUAGAUCAAAUUCAUUUCCAUAUAUUCAACGGUAUACAAUUUUCAUUUGAAUAAGUAAGAUUAUUUUGUUCAAAGGGGCUAUUAUAAAAUGAGUAUUGUGUUAGAUUUUAUUCAAAAUUGAACUUUACAUCAUAUACACUUUAAAAAGCCAUUAAAAAUGGUAUUUAUAAAAUCUUUAGUUGCCAUGAUAAGUUAAACUUGUGAAAUCAUGUUAUUUUUUUAUGGUUUACAUCUUGGUAUUGUUAAAUUGGCGUUAUCUUUUUUGAUUUUAUAAAAAUUCAGUUUUUAUCUAUUAAAUUGAUUGAGAAAUUCUGAUAAAUCUUAAGAGAUGUAAUAAUUCCAAUGUUAUGUAAACAUGUUCUAAAUGCCAUAUCAUUUUAUGUAAGAUAAUUCCUGAAUUUAAGUAUUUAACAGUGCAAUUUAUCUAUUAUAAUUCAAAUAAUUGUUAAUCUAAAUUUGUGUGCGAUCCACAGCUAAAUUUGUUGCAUUUAGAAGUCUAAAAAAAAUAUAUAUACAAUGUAUAUACAGAGAACACAAAACUAUUCAGUCUACACCUCAAAGCUAAAUUUUCUGAAAUUCAACUUGUAAAAGGUAGAUCAUAGGGUUUUUAGUUUUUUUAGGAACGGAAAUCAAAUUGUGUUGAUUAAUUUAUGGGUUUUCUUGGUUAUAUAAAUUAAUUGAAAAAAGUUAUUAUAUGAAACUCGUUAAAUUGAAUUUCUUUUAUUGAUUUUGGUUUUUAAAUACAAAUUAUUCUCGGGAAGAAUUAAGUUAAGACUAUAUAUUAAGAUAUAUAUAUAUAUAUAUAUAUAUAUGACUGUAGUUUGACCGACCCUGACUUUUGGAUGUGAAGUGUGGAUGAUAACAGUACAAAUGGAGAAAAGAUUUUUUAAGAAUUGGAUAUUGAGAAAAAUCUGUUGUGCGCUAUAUAAUGAAGAAUUAGGUUACUGGCAUAGAAGAACAAAUUCUGAGAAAUUAUGCAGAGUCUUGAGGUAACAAAUUAUAUAAAAGUUUAAUGAUUACAAUUGUUCGGUCACAUUAUGAGGACAGAUGAAGGAAAGGCUGCGAGAGCAGUCAUAGAGUACCAUUCAAAUGGGAAAAGACAGAGUGGUAGACUGAGGAAGUGCUUGAUUGGGGGAAGUAAGAUUUAAGAAUGAUAGACAUAAUAAAUUGAAGGGAAGCUGUUCAGGAUAGAGAUAGGUAGAAGGCUGUGAUGGUGACGGCAAAAAUUCGAGGGGAGCUAGAAAGCCAAAAAGAAGAAGGAAAAGAUUUCGGUUUUUGAAAGGAUUUUUAAAAAAUUAAUUUAAUUAAAUUAAUUUUUUUAGAGUAGCAUUUUUGGAAUUUACAUAUUUAAAAUUUGAAUUUGAAUUUAAAUUCUUAAGUAGGUACUUAUUUAAUAUAAUAUCAAAGUCAAAGGCUUAAAAAUAAAAAACAAUUGAGAGUUAACUGCAGUAGCUUAUUCAGAUGAUAUAGUUUGAAUAACAAAAAAAAAAUAAUAAUGAUCCAAAGGACACAGCAAAUAUCUUGUUGAAGAAAAGAAAAAAAGUUGGUCUGAAAAUCAAUGAGAAAAAGAUGAAACGUAAGUUAGUAUCUAGACAAAAUCUUAGAAUAGAUUUUUUAAAGGGUGAAUGAAUACAAAUUUAAAUUUGAAAGGGUAAGAAAUUUUAUGUACUUAGGUGCAGAUAUUAAUGAAGUUACUAAUAGUCAUGAACGAAUAAAAAGAAGGCUCAUCACUGCAAACAGAUGUUACUAUGGAUUGAUACCAUUAUUCAAAUCGAGAUUACAAUCUAGAAAAUAUAAAAUUUUAGUCAAACCAGUAGCCAUGUACGCAUGCAUCACUUGGGCCACAACAAAAUUAGAUAAAAAAAGGUAUUAAGCGUUUGAGAGGAUAUUGAGGAAAAUAUUUAGCCUAAAAAAAAAAAAAAUAAGAAUAUGAAAUACAAAACAACAAAAAUUUGAAAGAAAUAUAUAAUGAAGAAUCUAUUACUGUUGGAAAUUUGAAAAGUAUGCAAAUAAGUUGGGCGGAACAUGUAUGGAGAUGACGACAUAUUGACAAAUAACUUCAUACUACCCAAACACAAAGAGACCCAGAUAAAUAUGGGCAGAUAGAAUAAAGGAAGAUCUGAGGAUAUUGGGAGUAAGGAACGCAGAAGAAACUGCAAGAGACAGGGAAGAAUGGAAGAAGUAUGUUGUUGUGGUAAUGAACCUGAAAAGCCUAUAAAAAGCCGAAGAAGAAAAUAUAUAAUAUCAAACAAGAUCUAGAAAGAUCUAGAAGAAGGGUUAAACUAAUAACUUCAAAGUAAUUCAAGGCAAAGCCAACAUAUUCUUUUUAGAAUCGCUAGAUUUCUUGUUUAAUAAUCUGUUAGAGCAAUAAAAUCGACUAGGUAUAUCAGUGUGUUUGUUUGAAAUCAUUUAUAAUAUUUAUUUAUGUAUGUUGUCAAUUUGUAAGAAAAUAUUAUAAUUUAAAUUCAAACUAUCAAAAAUAAACACAUUUUUAGUGCAUUAUUUAAAAUGUUUAGGAUACAAAAGUAUUUUUUCAAGGUUAUUUUUAGGGUUUGAUAGGGCAUUAUAUUCCCAGUCCUAAUUUGUAUAGAAUAUAGGUCAAAUUAUGUUAAAGUACAGUCGUCAAAAUAAGAUUUGAGCUACACAUUGACAUAUUACAAUUUGGCCACCCCUGUUUAUUAAAUACAAUAUAAUGUAAUAUUAUUUUUAUUUUAUGAUUUUUAUGAAUAUAGCAAAGAUUGGGAUUUAUUAAUAUUUUCUCAGUCUUGGCCAUACACUUUUUGUCAUACUUGGACUGUUGAUUCAAAAACUCACACAUGUAAUCUACCAGUUAAUCGGAAUCAGUGGACAAUACAUGGAAUAUGGUACUUAUGAUUUACCUAAACAUUUUAUUAUUAUUAUUAAAAUUAAAAGUGUAAUUUAAUGUCAGGCCAUCAAAAACUGGUUCAUUUGGACCUUCAUUUUGUAACAAUCAGACAUCAUUUAGUUUGGACGCUUUGAAAACUAUUAUUCCAGAGUUAAAAAAUCAUUGGACUGAAAUAAAAGGGUCAAAGUCUACCUCAUCUAAAUCACAUGAAGGGGGUCUAUGGCGGUAUGAAUGGUUAAAACAUGGAACAUGUGCAAAGUCAUUACCAGCUUUAGAUACAGAACUGAAAUUUUUUAAACAAGCUUUAGAUUGGUCCAAGCAAUACCCAUUGAAUGAUAUAUUGGCUCAAGGAGAGAUUAAGCCUAAUGGUACUUAUCCAAUUGCUCAAUUUUGGCAUACGUUAAAAACUGGAUUGGGAAAAAAUCCCUAUAUUGAUUGCUUCGUGGAAAAGGUAUAUUGAAUAUUUGAGGUUAUGUAGUAUAGUAAAUAAUUAUUUAAUUGAUUAAUUAUUCUAGAACUCCAACAAUGUUUACAUUGAUGAAAUUCGUGUAUGUUUUAACAAAACAUUAUCAUUGGUUGAUUGUGAUACUUUGAGAGGAAGAAAUAAGGAUAAACCGUAUACAAAUUGUCCUAUGGAUAGAGACAUACAUUACAUAGGAGCUGAAUUUUAAUUUAAGUACUCUGUCAUUGUAUAAUUAAGUGAAUACCGUUUUUAUAUUCAGUGGGAUACUAAAAUAUUUAUUAUAAUAAACUAAAGUGAAAAAUAAUAGAUAAAUAUCAUUUAGGUCAGCGUUAGUACUUUUAUUUCAUAAUAUAAUGACCAUGGUGUGAAUUUGCAUAGUUAUAGUUUGAUUUAGGUUAAAUUUAUUUUUGUAUUAUGGAAGUUUAAUAUUGCUUGUACUUGGUUGGGUAAGUUGAGUAUUAAUCAAUGUGUCACUCAUUUCUCCUUGGCUAUUAAUAGUACCAGUUAAAAGUAUUCAUGAAGUUAUUGGUUAGUUAUAUAUUAUAAUAGUAAGAAAAAAAAUCAGUUAAUAAAAUUAAAAAUUAUAAACUUUGUAAUCUCAAGAGUAAUCUCACUAUUCUAUUCUUUGAGGUAAAUAAUUAAAUGAGUUAUUUGGAAAAAGGAACAUGUCCAAUAUUUUGACAUUUUUAGAAUUUUACAGAAAUGUAUUAUUUGUAUCUAAACUCACUAUUUGGUGUGAACACGGAACAUAUUCAUGUGUUCAUAUAGUAACAGUAUGUGUAUCUUUAUUUUGAAAAAGGAAACAUCUACCGGAUAUAGUUACAGUUUUUGUCUCCCCUGUAAAAUUUGAAUAUCUGGAAAUAUUCCUUUUUCCAAAUAACCCAUUCAAUUAUUUUUUACUCUGUUAUAUAUAUAUCUAUAAGGUGUUUCAUUAAGAACACUGGAUUUAAUUUUGUUAUUGCUUAUUAAAAAAAAAAAUAUAUUGAGAACAAAAUAAUUAUAUGAACGUGUAGUAUGUAUGGUGUAGGUAUACAUACUCUGAUUUAUGUAUGGAAUAUAAUUUUAGGCAUAUGUCUACCUUACCUUUGCUGGCAAGUUUUAGUUCUGGCAACAAAAUUGCCUAUUACUCACUGACACAUAUCCUUAAAGUUAGGACCAUAAUGUCCAGUUCAAUAACAUGAUAAAUUUAAUCCUUAAGUUCUUCAGUUUAUUUUCAUAGAUGUGAGUUUUAACAUAAUCUUAAAGAAAGAAAUCCAGUGGAAUUAUGUGGUAUGUGGUUCUAGCAUGACUGUGCUACUUGCCAUACUGCUUAUGCGACAAUCAUGUGAUUGCGUGAACAAUUUGAGGAUUGACUUAUUACACAAUGUGGUGAUCAGAACUAACCUCCCAGGUUGUGUGACCUAACUCCACUGGAUUUCUUUUUUUGAGGUUACGUUAAAGCUCAUGUCUAUGAAAAUAAACCGCGAACCAUCGAAGAACUUAAGGACGAAAUUCGUCGUUUUAUUGGUGAACUGGACAAAGAUGUGUGUCAGCAAGUGAUAGGAAAUUUUGACGUCACAAUUGAAGCUUGUCAGCUAAAUAGAGGUGGACAUAUGCUAGAUAUUAUAUUCAAUACAUAAAUCGGAGUAUUAUAUAUAUUCCAUACAUGUUCAUAUAAUUUUUUUAUUCUUAAUAUUUUUUUUUAAAUAAAGUAAUAAAAUCAAAUCUAGUAUUCUCAAUGAAACACCCUUUAUAUAUAUGUAUUAUUAGAAUGUUUUAAAUUUAUAAACUAAUCGUACUAGUAAUGAAUACAAUGUUACUAUUAUAUCAUUCAAUGGCCUUAAGGCUUUUAAUUAUCAAAUAAAAUAAAAUUGGAUAAUAAUUUAAAUUGAAGACCUUUUUUAAUUUACUCUUAAGUAUAUUAUAAUUUUUUAAAUUUUAAAUAUUUUAAUAACUAAUAAAUAAGUUGGAUUGGGAAGUUAUAAAAGGUAAAUUUAACAAAAUAGUACAAAAAAACCAAAUAUUUAUCAUUCAAAUCUAUAAAAUAUGCAUAUAACAAUGUAAAAUAUAACAUAAAAAAUAAUCAAGAUUAAAAUUGUAAAAUAUUGUUUAUUGUAGGUAAAAUUUAUAAUAAUUUAUAAGUUUUAUUUAAUUAAUAUAUUUUAUGACAUUUAACAUGAGAAUAACUCUUUAUUAAAUUAGUGCACAAAAUUUUGUAUUUAAAAAUUGCUAAUUUUCUGGCAUUCUAGCUAUGCAUCAUUCAUAAUAUAUUUCACUUUAAUAUCAUUUUCUUCAUUUAUUCUCUUAAUUUUAAUUAAUUAUUCACCAAUAAUAUCUGUUAUUUUUAUUGUAAUAAAUAUUCUAAAAUUGAAUUUAAAUCAUUGCAAAAUAUAAAUUAAAAUUUUUGUGUUUGUGUGUAAAGAACUGAAUCAUUUCUAUCAUUAUUCCUAUAAGCUGUGUACUAUAGAUUAAUUAAAACUAUUUUUAACAGCAUACAUUACAUAAAAUUAAUGGUGUUCAAUCAAAGCGAUUUUUAUUAUGUAAUAUUUUGAGAGGAAUAUAUUGAUUUUACUAUUGUAUGAGCUUUUUAUAUUAUUGCUAUCUGUGAACAUGUUUUCUACCAGAUAACUUGCUUCAAUCCAAAAAUAAAAAGAAGUCUUUUUUGUAGCAAAUAUUAUUGGGAGUGUGAUACUUCUCAAAAUUCAAUUGUUCAAAAUGUUUGGGUGGCCU
Messenger RNA from Cinara cedri, 10877 nucleotides. The record is from the annotation of a GenBank genome assembly. Lineage: Eukaryota; Metazoa; Arthropoda; Insecta; Hemiptera; Aphididae.